Molecule: messenger RNA, 1002 nt
Organism: Ostreococcus tauri
Lineage: Eukaryota; Viridiplantae; Chlorophyta; Mamiellophyceae; Mamiellales; Bathycoccaceae
Product: unnamed product
Exons: 2
Coding region: 1-1002 (333 amino acids)
Source: RefSeq, a predicted model, not a curated record
AUGUUCAGGGAUGAGAAGAAGACGCAGUACCAAUCGUUGAUGACAGCCACGGAACAGGAGGAGGCCGUGGACGAUAUGGAGCGGGCGAUCGACGACGCGCCGCGCGGAGGAGCGAACCAGAUGAGCUCGCCCUCGCGCGCCAAUCCAGCCUUUGGGGGGUCGUCCAAUGACUACGAAGCGUUCGAGAGCGUGCCGCUUCGAGGUGCGGGACGAUCGUUAGCGCAGCGCGCGACGGCGCAUCUAAAGUCGCUGAAGAAGACGCUCAAGAACGCGUUCUCAGACUCGAACACGGCGGGCACGUCUCCGAGUGCGACGAGAUCUACGUACUCCAACACCGCGUUCGAAGACACAGUCGUGGGCUCUCCACGCGCCGGACAGAUGUUGUCUCGACAUCACGCGCGUUCGAGGUCGAUCGAUUUACGAUACGUACUCGAUGAGUUGGAGGAUACGCUCGAAGGGGCGUCUACGGCCGCGUUGCUUUUGAAGGAGAUACGCGAGUCGGGCGGCGACCUGGACGCCGACACGGAGAUGAACGACGCGCUGGACUUGGAAUUGAGCGACGUUUGCAAAGCCCACCGGGCACAUCUCAUGCAAGUGUUGGAGAUGUCGGACCACGCUGUGAGCCUGAGUGAGGAUCAACUCGGAAGACUCUUAGCGAUGGUUGAGAAGUUGAACAUCGCUUUGAACACGGUCAAAUCUGACAUUCCCGCUGAGAACCACAGCCAAGAUCCAAACUCAUCGGCUCCCGUGCCGAUCCCGAGUGGUCGUCCGUCUCUAGGUUCGAGUAGAAUCGAGUGCGCGACGACCGAAGCGGAGGAAGAAGCGAUGAUUGCUCAAGCCAUCGCGGCGAGCUUGAAGCUGAAGGAUGGCGAAGUGAAGGAGAACGAGCAAAACGGAUCCACGCCGGCAGUUGGCUCGAAUGCGUUACCAGCGCCUUCGAUGGGCGCGAACGGCGGGACAAAGACGAAUGAGGAGCUUCUCGGCAACCUCAUUGACAUCUAA